Amphiprion ocellaris (clown anemonefish) is the source of this 3394-nucleotide messenger RNA. It is a transcript of the gene ttc22, whose product is annotated as tetratricopeptide repeat domain 22. Gene Ontology annotation, molecular function: protein binding. Lineage: Eukaryota; Metazoa; Chordata; Actinopteri; Pomacentridae. The transcript is spliced from 9 exons. The coding region runs from base 424 to 2247 and encodes 607 amino acids. The record is from RefSeq and is a predicted model, not a curated record.
GUUCAUGGAUGCUGCCGGUGAAGUUAAACGCAAGUUAUGUGAUGAACACAGAACAUUUCAACAGUCAUGGGAGGAAGAAUUUGCUUUUGUGGAGGUAAAUAACAAGCCAGUGUGCCUUCUUUGCCAGAAACAGUCCAUUCCACAGUUCUGCACCUUAGUUGAAGAAUAUGGCACACAAUAUGAAGACCUGACGCUGCACGCCGCAGGGCGAUGGCUGAGCAGAGGCAUUGUACUGGAGAAGUUUGUGGAUUUACUGCUGGUGAUUCGAGCCUUCACUGCGCAGAGAAAGCAUACCGAUCUGUAUCAUGUCAACGAUGAGAAGUUUGCACUGGAAGCGGUUUUUCUGGUUGACACAACCAAGCACCUGAACUCCCUAAAUUUGAAGCUCCAGGGGAAACAACAAAUUGCUGCCUGCCUUGGUGAAUGAUGUUUCUGCUUUCAUGGAGAAGCUCUCUCUUUAUCAAGACCAUGGUGACAAUGACUUCACACACUUCCCAAACCUACGUUCACAGGUUUCUUGAGGAAAAAGAAAAGGAGGCCAUGGAAGCAGAACACACGGAGGACAUUGAGUCUCUCAUGGAGGACAUGGACUACAUCCCAGGUCACUUCCACCUGGAGCUGAAUCUUAACUGUGAUCCUGUUGGACCUGUGAAGCUUCGACAUCGGGACACUUACCUGAAACAGGAGAGUCUGCGAACUGAGCUAGAGGCUGAAGUUGGAUAUCUUCAGUACGCUGUCAGAAAUCUUCUGGGCCUGCUGGCUUUUCACCUUGAACAGUUGGAGACAGCUGAGGAAAUAUUCAGGAGUAUUUGUAAAGAGGAUCCUGGGAACCUCAACGCCUGGGCCAACCUGGGCUACGUGUACGACAAGCUGGGGAGAGAGCUGGAUGCAGGAGAGUGUGUGGAUAAAGUGUCUCACCUCAUGGGUUUAGAUGCUGGAGAGGCCUGUCAGGAGGAAAGCAGACUGUUGGCUGCUCGCUGCCUGGCUGAACAGGCCUACGUUUAUCCGUACGAUGUGGAGCUGGACAGCGAGGAUGACCUGAGAGAGAGACUAAUGGCAGCACUGACGCUUUACAACAGAGCCCUGGAUUAUGGAGGUCAUCUGAUACCAACAGAGGAAAAACGAAGCUGGUAUUUUAAAAUGGCAACCAACUAUAUAAGACUGGACAACAUAGUAAAGACCAAAGAAGAUUCUGAAUACUCCAGACUCUCUCAUUACAAUAAGGGACUCAGACUUCUCAAAGAAACUCUGGAAUCUGAGAAAAUGCAGCACAAAGCUCUAGCCUGGUGUUAUGUUGGCAUCAUGUUGGAGAGGAAGGAUGAGUUUUCCUCUGUGCCCAUGUCGAUACAUGACUGUGGCUUCUCAGCCUCGGAUCCUUUGUUCUGCUAUGGAACGGCCAUAAAUUUGGCCAAUAAGGAUGCAUUCGUCCUGAACCUUCUAGCCAAGGUCUUCUUUCUGUUGGGCAAACAUGAGAUGGCCACAGGGAUCUGCAACAUGGCCCUGAAUGUGCUGCCAGACCCAGAGCUCAACUGGCAGGCUUACUGCACCCGCGCCAAGAUCAAUAUGAUCCUAUAUGUCAGGGACCUGGACAAGGCAAAGCAUGGGGAAGGUGGAAUACCUGACCGACAGAAGCUAACUGAGGCUAGAAAAGACUUGGACAAGGUGCUCAGUGUGCGUCCAUGUCUGCGGACUUAUCUAGAAAUGGCACAGGUGUACUACUACAUGGGUGUAGACGCACUCCAGGAGAGCCUGUUAGUAGAUGAGAGUGCAGUGAACAGUGCUUUGGUGAGGAUCUCUCAUGCUCUACAGUUUGAGCAUGCCGAUAGUCUGCCAGACCUCCACGUGCUCAGAGGACGUUGCCUCCUAAUGAAAGGUGAGCAGCAGAAUGCUGCAGACUGCUUCAAACAGGUCGUGGAGUUGGAGAGACCAGGGAGCAGAGAUGCCACAGCCCUGCGCUGCCUCCUACAGGCCCUCCUGGCUCUGUUCAUGCAGGGAGGCCCUGAUCCCAGCUCUGCCAUCACCCAGCUGGAGCUGUGGGUGCACAAGGCAGAGGAGAGGUAUCCUCAGGACGUAGUGAAGGCUGAGCUGAAGUACCUUUACAGGACACACACAGCGGAGGUCACGGAGUUAUCCAGGGCUCUGAUCAAUACAGGACGCCUGGACCUAGUGAGGAGGUUGCUGCAAACAGUGGUGCCAAAACAGACGGCUAAGAAGAGACCAGUGACUAGAUCUGUCUCAUAUACCUGAAGCAAUAGAUAGAUAAUAGAUAGACAGAGUCACAACACGGCUCAAGGCUGGACACUGGAGGCAAGAUUACAUGUGAGCUGUAACUAAGCAUAAGUUUAUUUUACAGAACUAAAUGAGAAAUUAUCCAAAGAAAAGGUAAACAAGGUGGAAGCCAGAGAAGAGAGAGCUGGACUGGCUGACUGUUGCCACCCUACAUAUGUGAGCUGAAUGUCCACCACAGCUUGAUACCCCCUACCACAUCAGACAAAUAGUGACUCAUUAACUUCCUGACACCAUUUCACAGAUUUAAAUGAACAGCUGUCAUUAAAUACUGUCUCUAACUAGGUAUGCUUUCUAAACUGUGAUGCUUCUGGACAACAUGUAGAAAUGAAAGAACUGUCAACUAUCAUUUGUUAGUAGAGCUGCUUUGGUUUAUGGAUCUAUAUACACUUCUGUUCAAAAGUUUGGGGUCAUCCAGGCAAUUUCAUGUUUUCCAUGAAAACUCAGACUUUUUUUUAUUCAUGUGCUAACAUAAUUGCACAAGGGUUUUCUAAUCAUCAAUUACUCUUUCAACACCAUUAGCUAGCACAAUGUAGCAUUAGAACACAGGAGUGAUGGUUGUUGGAGAUGUUCCUCUGUACCCCUAUGUAGAUAUUCUAUUAAAAAUCAGCCCUUUCCAGCUAAAAUAGUCAUUUACCACAUUAGCAAUGUCUAGACUGUAUUUCUGAUUAAUUUAAUGUUAUUGUCAUUGAAGAAAAUGUUUUUCUUUCAAAAAUAAGAAAAUUUCUAAACUUUCGAAUGGUAUUGUAUAUAUGCUCCUGCAUGUAGUUAUAUUUAUUGGCUGUGGUGGGGAUGCACCUUUGGCUCUCCUGCAGGGAUCAUUUAAACAACUGCCACUCAAAGUAGCUGUCAAAUGAAUAGUUGCACCGCUAUUAUACGGACUUUGAGAGAUUCUGACAUUAAUGGUCCUGUUGCUGCUACAGUAGUAACCAAACACUACUGCUCUCUGAGUGGAUGCUCUGCUAUUGAUCACCAGCAGAUGAAGGAAUAUCCCAGUUAGGUGUUGCCUUGUUAUGAAAGGUUCUGUUUUUGGUGCAAAAAUGAUUUUGCAAUCUGUGUUUGUGCGUAGCACGUGAAGGGGUUAAAAAUAAAAGUCAAUUCAAUUCAA